AAGACGCUCUGACAUCUGUUUUAACGGACUCAAACGACUCUGAGCGUCUUCAGCGUCCAUUUAAAGCCAGAAAACUGCUUUUGACCUGCAGCUCCAGCAGAGACAGAAGCUCCGAACGCCGCCGCCGAAGCCGGGAGCAGAACAUGGGAUCCGGACGCUUGGCCUCCGCGUUGCUCGCCGUCGUCCUGCUUCAUCACUCCUCCGGCUUCUGGAUCAUCAACGUGGUGUUUCCUCCCAAGACCAAGACCGGAGCGCUGAGCAACAGCACGUCGCCGCUCAUCAUCGUUCCGGGGAACUUGGGGAACCGACUGGAAGCCAAGAUAGACAAGCCGACGCUGGUCCACUGGUUGUGCUACAAGAAGACGGAGAACUGGUUCCCCCUGUGGAUCGACAUCAACAUGUUCAUGCCCAUAGGUUUGGACUGCUGGAUCGACAACAUGAGGCUUGUUUACAACAGGACGACUCGGCGUUCUACCAACUCUCCGGGGGUGGAGGUCCGAGUGCCAGGAUUUGGCCAAACUUAUCCCAUCGAGUUUCUGGACAACAGCCAACUAGCUGGUUAUUUUCACACGAUGGUGCAGCAUUUGGUGAACGCCGGCUACGUCCGAAACGAGACGGUCCGUGGAGCGCCGUACGAUUGGAGAUUAGCACCGAAUGAGAAUGCAGAAUACCUCUCAAAGCUGCAGGACCUGGUUGAGGAGAUGUACAACCAGUACCAGAAACCAGUUUACCUGCUGGGACACAGCAUGGGCUGCCACUACGUCCUCUACUUUCUUAACCACCAGCCUCAGGAAUGGAAGGACAAGUACAUCAGGGGCUUCAUUUCCCUCGGAGCACCAUGGGGGGGCGCUAUAAAAACACUUAGAGUCAUGGCUUCAGGUGAAAACGACGGCAUCCCGAUGAUUUCUAACAUCAAGAUCCGCGAGGAGCAGAGGAUGGUGACGACAAAUCCCUGGAUGCUGCCGUUCAAGGACGUCUGGCCGAAGGACCAUGUGUUCAUCUCCACGCCGAACUUCAACUACACCAACCUCGACUACGAGCGCUUCUUCAAAGACAUCAGCUUCGAGGACGGCUGGCACAUGUGGGAGGACACAAAGAACCUCACCGCUGCUCUCCACCCACCCGACGUGGAGGUGUGGUGUAUGUACGGCGUGGGGCUCCCAACUGUGGUGACGUAUGUUUACGACGACGAGUUUCCCAACGGAGACCCGGUGGACUUUGUUUACGACGAUGGGGAUGACACAGUGGACAGCAAGAGCAUGAGUCUUUGCAAGCGCUGGGUGGGGCAGCAGAAGAAGCCCGUCCACGUAACGGAGUACCGAGGACUGUCUCACCUGGACAUGGUGUUCCACGAGGAGGUGCUCAACCAAAUCCAGCAAAUUCUGCAGGGCAAAUCAGACACGCCCAAAGAGAUUGACGUGAGGCUUUCAGCUAAAGAGCAAAUGAUGGUUUAAAAGCACAAGGGGUGUGGGAUUUUUGUACAGCUGACUUUUUAGCAAUGUCAAGCAUAAAAACGUAGAUUAGCACCUCCUCUUAGCUGAACAGCUCCAAACUAAUCUGGAUUUAAGGAGAAUCUAACCUCAACCCCCUUAUCUAAAGUAAAGCCUGAUGACUUGACAGUGUGGGUUUGACCCUGAUCUGUUUAUUUCUAUUUCACGGCUGUGGAUUUUUUGUAUCUGGUGAUGGUGAUUAUAAUAAUAAUGAUUAAAAAUAAUAAGAAUAAUAAUUGCAAACAUAAAAAUAUAUCUAUUUUUUGAUGGGUCCGUUAUGUUGUAGUCUGUGCUGUUUAUCUCAUUGUCCUGUUACAUCAUGUUUUUGGUUUGUUUAUCUGUGAUGGAUCAUGAAUAACUAAUCACAUCAUCAUUAUAGAUAUGGGCUGUUUUAUUGUGUAUGAUAUUACUGUAACAUUUCAUUUAGGAUUUAUCUAUUUUUAGAGAUUUUCACAAACAUUUUGGAUCAUUUAUAAUGAGAUCACGUUUUCCUCAGGCACAUAGCCUGCAUGUGAAACCAAAAUUGUAAAAUGAUAAAAAUGUUUUUACAGCACUGUUGUAUAAACGUGUGAAAUGUG
Messenger RNA from Stegastes partitus (bicolor damselfish), 2068 nucleotides. RefSeq names its product lecithin-cholesterol acyltransferase (gene lcat). NCBI's taxonomy places the organism in Eukaryota, Metazoa, Chordata, Actinopteri, Pomacentridae. The record is from RefSeq and is a predicted model, not a curated record. Gene Ontology annotation, biological process: lipid metabolic process. The transcript is spliced from 8 exons. The coding region runs from base 144 to 1454 and encodes 436 amino acids.